Messenger RNA from Cylicocyclus nassatus, 1476 nucleotides. The record is from the annotation of a GenBank genome assembly. Lineage: Eukaryota; Metazoa; Nematoda; Chromadorea; Rhabditida; Strongylidae.
AUGGGUUUUACCAAAUCUCCGAUGAUUUAUCUUCCCCCUGCCGAUCUGGGCCAAGAAGAGGCAAUCUUUUGGGUGCUCACGCACUUAAAAGAUUUCCAAGAGAACUCUGAUAAUCUCUUCAAGCGCAUCACAUCGCGAAUAGAUGCAGUGAAUAGUUCUUGCGAGGAGUUGCAGUCGAGGUUGGAGGUGGUGAAUCGAAAAGUGAAAUCCUUACAACAAGCAAAUACUACGGGUGUUUUGACGUGCCUUUCUACUUUUCCGGAUUCCAAAUAUGUGCCUUCUGCUGAUCUUCUCAUACCUUUCAACACAAGUGAAAGAAAAUCUGUUUUCAAACCGAACGUUCGUUCUACGAGCGUCGUAGAUAUGAGACGUGAGUUAGAGGAUAGAAAGCGGUUUUACCUCCCCAAUCAACUGGAUCAGCACUCAUCUGCCAAAGUUACAGAGACUCCAAUGCCGAGGAAGGUGGCCACGUUUGCAGACAUGUUUUUCUGUGGGACAGAUGAACUUACAUCUGGUAAGAAAAUCAAAAGCUCUAGUACGGAGCGACGAAGGAAUGGAACUAUUGUAACUACGUCGAGUGCUCCCGAAGACGUAGUGGACACUUCAGUCAUCAGUGGGGAUUUGCAUCGAAUCGCAGAUCCACUCGAAUACAUUCCAGAAGCUGGUCCCAUUGAAGAUUUGGAUCUGCCUAAUAUUCUUCCUGAUUUGCCUGGCAUCGCGGAGGAUCUUGCUCUGCCAGACUUCGACGACAUUCUACCGUCAAUCAUUCCUGAUAUUCCUCAAAUUAUUGCUGAGCCAGAGAUCUCAAAAGAUGCAGAAACAAUCAUCAGCCAAGCAAGUAAUUCAACAUCAAAUACGACUAAAUUCGACGAAAGUGAAGCCGGAGGCACAAAGGUAGAGGCCAAGAUGACGACUGAGUCGAAACUGGAUACACCCCUAGCAGCUCCGAAAGAAGUCCCAUUGGCGCCAACAACUACCACAGUUCCUGUGCUUGCACCUGCACCACCUCCACCGCCACCACCUCCUCCUCCACCUCCGUCAUUGCUUAGCCCAACGCCUGCACCUACGCAGCCUCCGCCUUUGUUGGCUCAAGAUAAUGACCGGGCCGAUCUGAUGGCUGCGAUCCGCGCAGCCGGAGGUGCUGGAAAGGCCAAGCUAAAAAGUGUCGCAAGUCAACGUCGGUCUGUGAAGGAAAGCGAGUCACUCAGUUCAUCAGCUUUGUCGGAGAAGAGCUCCACAGGCGGCAAUAGUCUCAUGAUGUCUCUGGCAAAAGCUCUGGAAGCUAGAAGAAAAGCCAUCUCUGGUAUGAAUCCCAACCCAGCCUCUGCUGUCCCUGACAGCUCUAAGGGAAUUGAUGACGGCAAAAACGAUAUUGACGAUGAUUGGAAAUGAAACGGGUACUCAGAUACUGCAUUCCGAUGAUAUGUAUCCACAUUUGUAUGUUUUAUGUGUAGCUAAUAAAUAUGUACCAUAGAA